This is a messenger RNA of Phycomyces blakesleeanus NRRL 1555(-), 453 nucleotides long. RefSeq lists its product as hypothetical. NCBI's taxonomy places the organism in Eukaryota, Fungi, Mucoromycota, Mucoromycetes, Mucorales, Phycomycetaceae. The coding region runs from base 1 to 453 and encodes 150 amino acids. The transcript is spliced from 4 exons. The record is from RefSeq and is a predicted model, not a curated record.
AUGGCUGUGAUUAAGCCGACGAUCUGGAAAGCCCAGAUCAUAGAUAGGAAAGGUAUGAAAGACGUUGGAUUGUGGAUUAAGAUCACAAACUACAACAGCUUAGUUAUGACAACCCAGUCUUUAAAUAAUCAUUCAACGGCCGGAGAGCAGGGAUGGUUCCGGUCAAAAUGGGCCAAGAGUAAAGGAAGUCCAAAGCAAAAAUCAGAACAGAGGCAAAGAAAAGUUAAGAGAAUCCUUAUACUGCUGAGGAUAUCACAGUUCCUGCAUGCACAUGCGCAGGGUAGAAUUGGAAGUUUGUCUUGGAGAACUUUUAAUGAAAGGAACAUAUUUUUGAUUGUCUGGACCAUCGCAAUCGCACCUUAUCCUUUGGGGACAUGCUUUGUUGCCAUUCAAGCUGGAACAGAAGCCAAAGCUACCCUUUCUUUUUUAGAUCCAUGCGUGGGCGCAUGGUAA